Molecule: messenger RNA, 1353 nt
Organism: Plenodomus lingam JN3
Lineage: Eukaryota; Fungi; Ascomycota; Dothideomycetes; Pleosporales; Leptosphaeriaceae
Biological process (GO): mitotic cell cycle; nuclear migration by microtubule mediated pushing forces; nuclear division
Cellular component (GO): microtubule; spindle; nucleus
Molecular function (GO): structural constituent of cytoskeleton; GTP binding
Source: RefSeq, a predicted model, not a curated record
AUGAGAGAAGUCAUCUCCCUCAACGUCGGCCAGGCCGGUUGCCAGAUUGCCAACUCGUGUUGGGAGCUUUACUGCCUCGAGCACGGCAUCCAGCCCGACGGCUACCUGACCGAGGAGCGCAAGGCACAGAACGACGACCACGGUUUCAGCACCUUCUUCUCUGAGACCGGCCAGGGCAAAUAUGUCCCGCGUACCAUCUACGCUGAUCUGGAACCCAAUGUCGUCGACGAGGUCCGCACUGGUCCUUACCGCUCGCUCUUCCACCCGGAGCAGAUGAUCACAGGCAAGGAGGAUGCCUCGAACAACUACGCCCGUGGCCACUACACGGUGGGAAAGGAGCUUAUUGACCAGGUCCUGGACAAGGUCCGCCGCGUGGCUGACAACUGCUCGGGUCUCCAGGGUUUCCUCGUCUUCCACUCCUUUGGUGGAGGCACUGGCUCUGGAUUCGGUGCUCUGCUGAUGGAGCGUCUGUCUGUCGACUAUGGCAAGAAGUGCAAGCUCGAGUUCUGCGUCUACCCAGCUCCCCAAGUCGCCACCUCGGUCGUGGAGCCAUACAACUCGAUUUUGACCACUCAUACCACCCUCGAGCAUUCCGACUGCUCCUUCAUGGUGGACAAUGAGGCCAUCUACGACAUUUGCCGAAGGAACCUGGGCAUUGAGCGCCCCAACUACGAGAACCUGAACCGCCUGAUCGCCCAGGUCGUCUCAUCCAUUACCGCCUCGCUCCGAUUCGACGGUUCCCUCAACGUUGAUUUGAACGAGUUCCAGACCAACUUGGUCCCCUACCCCCGCAUCCACUUCCCUCUUGUUGCCUAUGCUCCAGUCAUCUCUGCCGCCAAGGCCGCCCACGAGGCCAACUCGGUCAUGGAGAUCACCAACGCCUGCUUCGAGCCCAACAACCAGAUGGUCAAGUGUGACCCGCGCAACGGAAAGUACAUGGCCACCUGCUUGCUGUACCGCGGUGACGUGGUCCCCAAGGACACCCACGCCGCUAUUGCCCACCUCAAAACCAAGCGCACCGUCCAGUUCGUCGACUGGUGCCCAACUGGUUUCAAGAUUGGUAUCUGCUACCAGCCACCUCAGAUGGUUCCUAAUGGUGAUCUCGCCGCCGUGAACCGUGCCGUGUGCAUGCUGUCCAACACCACUGCCAUUAGCGAAGCCUGGUCAGCUCUGUCCCACAAGUUCGAUCUCAUGUACAGCAAGCGUGCUUUCGUCCACUGGUAUGUUGGUGAGGGUAUGGAGGAGGGUGAAUUCUCCGAGGCGCGCGAAGAUCUUGCAGCUUUGGAAAGAGACUAUGAAGAGGUGGCAGCCGACAGCCUCGGUGACGAUGAGGGUGUCGAAGCUGAGUACUAG